GCGCUCAGCUCCAAUACAAAGCUCAUCCUCUCGUGACCAUGUCGGGAUCGGAUGCCAAGUUUGAACUUUUCCCUGCACCUUCUCAUCUUGACAAAGGCGGUCUUCUCCCUCCACGAGUCUGGCCAGGACGAACGCCAGCGUCUAUAGCCACCCUCCGUCAAAUUCUCAAGGACAACCACGAGAAAUGGCACAUUUAUUUCAAUACCCGAGGCUUCCACAACCAUGCUGCUCAUACUGUGAUCGCCUUGUGGGCUCUUGGCGCCAACGAGGAAAUCCUCAAUGCGGCAUACCGAUACGCGAGCUCCUACCUUCUCCCGUUGUUUGAAUCGCCUGGCUUGAUUAAUGAGGGAAAUUGGGAGACACACCUCGGCGAUGAAAAAUAUUACCAGGCUUACAUCUCAUUUUUCACUGAAGAGGUCAAGGCGAAAGGAGUCGAUGCUGUCCUAGAAGAAUAUGUGUUUGCAACGAGUGCAAACUAUGUGUCAGGACAGACGGAACAACCUCAAAUGCUGGGCAGAUUGUUGGAUGCGGUCAUUCACCCAUUGAUUCACGUGGGUUAUGGCGUUGAAUUUGGCCUACCAGGCAUGGUGAUUGAAGGGCUUGCCUGGACUGCGGUUCAUAAAGGCUUUUCAACGUCCGUCUUGACCCAAACCCUUUUUUCGGAGCCCGCUCCUGAGAAGAAAGAUCAUCCAACACAUGCGUUUACUGUUCUUGGACGUGUUAUUUCUGAUCCACGGCUGGCCAACAACGCUGACCCUCAGGUUAUCAAAGAGUAUGUUGAUCAGUGGCAGCCAGAAGGUGAUGUCGCCAAACAUCUGGAGGAAUUGUUGUGGGUCAACUCCUUGGUUUAUGGAGUUGCCGGUUUGGAAGAGAUUGGGCAAUUUAAUGCGGACUUUUUCUAUAUGCACCUCGUCACAUCUUCCAUCUUCCUCCCUUCUCUCUGCGCUCGUCUAACCGAACGGUCUCAAACGCUGUUUCUACGCUCAUACUUUUUGAUUUCUCUCUCGCUUUACGUCGAGCGUGGUCGGCCUGCGCUCGACAUCCCUCGAUUCUUCGCGAAUGAUACAACGUUGCAUCCAGCUGAUGACUCAACUCCUCAUGCAGAGGGCUUGGUGUCAUUGCCCAGCGGUGUUACUCCAAACCCGUGGCUGUCAGUGAUCCAGACCUCAUUGGUUCACCAUGACGAGCAUGUUCCCAAGUUGCAGCGUGCUCUUUGUUAUCUCGCAGAACUAUUUGGAGGAACUCCCGCUGGUUACUUUAAAAACACGGAGUUGAAGGAUGCGGAAUUAGUUGACGGGACGCUUUUUGUGCGUACAGCCAACUUGUCGGCGAAGAGGACGGGUCGAGGAGAGGUUCCUUCACGCGAUGUGUGGGAUCGAAGGGGAUUUUUCCAGUUAAAAGCAUGAUUCUCCAACACCUCCAGAAGCUAUAUUCUUGUAAAUUUUAUGAAUUUUGAUUAU
Messenger RNA from Laccaria bicolor S238N-H82, 1460 nucleotides. RefSeq lists its product as uncharacterized. The transcript has 5 exons. The coding region runs from base 39 to 1406 and encodes 455 amino acids. Gene Ontology annotation, molecular function: oxidoreductase activity. The record is from RefSeq and is a predicted model, not a curated record. NCBI's taxonomy places the organism in Eukaryota, Fungi, Basidiomycota, Agaricomycetes, Agaricales, Hydnangiaceae.